Messenger RNA from Chelonia mydas (Green sea turtle), 9767 nucleotides. It is a transcript of the gene CBX6, whose product is annotated as chromobox 6. Bases 204 to 1415 code for a protein of 403 amino acids. NCBI's taxonomy places the organism in Eukaryota, Metazoa, Chordata, Testudines, Cheloniidae. The transcript has 5 exons. The record is from RefSeq and is a predicted model, not a curated record.
ACGGGGGAGGGGGAGAAAGAGAGGAGGGAGGGUCACGUGCGGCCGCGCGGCCGCAGAGCGAGCGUGAGCGUGCGCGAGCCGGUGCAGCUCUAGUAGCGGCGGCGGCGGCGGCGGCAGCCUGAGCUGGGGGGAGGGAAGGAAGGAGGGAGGGAGAAAGAAGCGGGCGGGAUUAUUAUGGGCUGUGGGUGCUGCUGCUGAGCAAGAUGGAGCUGUCUGCAGUGGGGGAGCGAGUGUUCGCGGCCGAAUCCAUCAUCAAGCGGCGGAUCCGAAAGGGGCGCAUCGAGUACCUGGUGAAAUGGAAAGGCUGGGCCAUCAAGUACAGCACUUGGGAACCUGAAGAGAACAUCCUGGACUCCCGACUUAUUGCAGCCUUUGAGCAGAAGGAACGAGAGCGUGAGCUGUAUGGGCCCAAGAAGAGAGGACCCAAGCCUAAAACUUUCCUCCUGAAGGCUCGGGCCCAGGCGGAGGCCCUUCACAUUGGGGAUGUACACUUCUCUGUCAAGCCUGGCUCUAGCACCUCGUCACCCAAGCUGCACUCCAGCGCUGCAGUGCACCGGCUCAAGAAAGACAUCCGGCGAUGUCAUCGCAUGUCCCGGCGCCCCCUGCCCCGCCCAGACCCCCAGAACGGCGGGGGAGUGGGAGGAGGGGCUGGCAUACGUCCGCCAGUCUCGCCCUUCUCCGAGACCGUCCGCAUCAUCAACCGCAAGGUGAAGCCUCGUGAGCCCAAACGCAGCCGCAUCAUCCUCAACCUCAAGGUUAUUGACAAGGGCGGGAAGGCCGCGAGUGGGGGAGGGGGCCUGGCCCGUCCAAAGAUCCCCUCACGAAACCGCGUCAUUGGCAAGAGUAAGAAGUUCAGCGAGAGCAUCCUCCGCACCCAGAUCCGCCAUAUGAAGUUCGGCACCUUCUCGCUGUACAACAAGCCGUCCGCUGCACCGGCCACAUCUCUGGAGGGCAAGAUGGAGGCAGGAGGCUCACAAGGUGCCUCCUGCGGGCUUGUCAUGGGCUCCACCCCUUACGAUGCCCACAGCUCCAGCUCCUCAGGCUGCCCCUCUCCUACCCCUCACUCCUCCUCCGACCCAGACGAUUCUCCCCCAAAGCUGCUUCCCGAAACCCUGAGCCCUGCCAUUCCUGACUGGCGCGAGUCGGAGGUCCUGGACCUGUCGAUCCCACCAGAAUCAGCAGCCACCAGCAAGCGCUCUCCCCCCAGGGGAUGUGCUGGGGGCCAGACGCCCUCAUCAUCCCUCUCUUCUUCUGACCCGGAGCAGGAGGCUGGCGACUGGCGCCCUGAGAUGUCCCCCUGCUCCAACGUGGUGGUCACAGAUGUCACCAGCAAUCUCCUGACCGUCACCAUCAAGGAGUUCUGCAACGCAGAGGAUUUCGAGAAGGUGGCAGCGGGUGGAGGAGGCAGCAAGUGAGAAGUUGGCUCCCAGCUUCGGGGGGGUAGGGGAGGCUCUGCUGGAAGAAGUCAUGGUGUGAAUGGCUGUUGUUAGUUUUCUCCUGCUCUCCCCCCAUCCCCUUCCCCGGUUCUUUUUCUUUCUGCUUGGAGACUGGGGUGGGAGUUGGAGGGCAGAGGUGUCUGAAGUUCCCAGAUGUCACAGCUGCGAGGGGUUGGGCUGGGGAAUGAUCAUUUGUCUUCAAAGAACAUGUUGUCAAACUGGUGUGGAGCCUGGGUGACAACGGGGGUGUGUGCGUGUGUGUGUUGGGGCUGGGUGGGUAAGGAUCCCUCCCCCCCAUCUUUUCUGAAGGUAUGGGGGAACUCCUACUACUGGAGAGAUGGAUAAGGCAUUUGAAAGGGGCUGUGCUCCCCUCCACCUUCCCCCUCUGCCAUGCACUGUACACACACUCCUCCACUUCUCCAGUUCUUCACCCUGCCUUCUCCCAGGGCAGCUCUGACCCUCUCCCUUCUCUGUGGCAUGGGUUAGCUGUCUCUUAUGAUCCAGCUUCAGUAGUUCUGGCUGUAUCUUUGGGAGAGGGUUACUAUCGGGGGGAGGGGGAGGAAGAGGAGGGAAGGAGAUCAGAAGGUAAAGCAUCAGGGUUAGAACGAAAUUGCAACAGAGCUCAAGUGCGGGGUUGCACCCCUGCAACACAUGCCCCAGGCUCACUUCCUUCUUGCUUUUACUAUUGGUGCUAACUUGGCAGUUGUAUGGGCACUUUGAGACCACCUGGGCCCUUCCUCCUCCCUUCUGCUCCUUCCCUUCCAGAUCUUCCAGUCUGCUGAGCUUUGUUGGGCCUGUCACUUCCAGCCUGGAUCUUCCUCCUUGUGUUCAUCACUUGCACUUGCUCGGGUCUGAGGCAUGCCGUACCCUUCCUAAGCCUUUUCCUAGUGGAAGUGGGAAAGCCACACAUCCGUCCAUCAAUUCAGGAGGAGCAAUGGCUUGGCAUGACAUUACCCCAGCAGGAUGAGGUCAACAGGUCUUACCUCCCAGGAAAAAUAUAAGCCUCCUUGGGUCCACUGAAUCACUUCACAAGCCUUGUGGGUGUGAAGGAAGAUCUGCUACUCUUCCUGCUUGGUUUCAUCUGUUUGUGGUGGGUGCGUUGGAGAGGGUUCACUGCAACCAUUUCCAGGAUCUGAAAUUGCCUCUACAAUUGUCAACCAAAGGUGCUAAGAACUUGUAAGAAUUACCGUGUCUUGCAUUUUGUUUGUGUGUGUGUGUGUGUGUGUGCGCCUGCCUGCCUCUCCUUCAUCUGCCCCCCCCCCCCGCCCCCAACUCCCCAACACCUUGUUUUUACAUGUUCAGUGUGAAAUUGGAUCUGGAAUCGCCCCCACCCUCUGUAAUUGGAAGCAGGCGAUGAUGUGGCUUCCUCCAGUUCCCUGAGACAUACUCUUAAUGUCCAAGUGUGCAAAAGCGCUCUUCUUUGCCAUUCGUGGCUUGUUUGACUCUGUGUCAGUGCUGAGCUUUGUGGCUAGAUACCCCUCCCUCACUUCCCCACUCCUCUGUUGCCGAAUCUGUGAAACACUCGGGUGUGGGGAAGAGGGGCUGAUAAAGUCCAUCUAAAUUAGUGUUGCAGUAAGUGUCUGCCUUGAUUCCCUGACCACGGGGAAAAAGGGGGUGGGAGGGGUCGCCUGUUGUGGGAUCCAUAAUUCUUUAUAUGCCUACAGUGGUGCGUGUACUGGGGGAAGGAGAGAGGAACUCAGCUCUAAGGAGAGUCUGAGUCUCUCUCUCUCUCUCUGUCACACAACCACCAAAAUAACUAAAUUGGGUGGAAUUCACCCCUUUUGUGGUUUUGCAUGCAGACACCCUGGAUUUGAAGGGUAUGUCUACACUACAAGCGCUAUGGCUGCUGCUAUGCCACUGUAGCGUAGACACUUGCUACAGUGACAGAAGGUGUUUUUCUGUCGGUGUAAUAAAACCACCGCUUCAAGAGGAGGUGCUUGGUUGACAAAAGAAUUCUUCCACUGACCUGGCUGCGCCUACAAUGUGGGUUAGGUUGACUUAACUACAUUGCACAGGGCACAACAUUUUUCACAGCCAUAAGCAACAUGGCUAGUGUGAUCUAAUUUUUAGGUGUAGACCAGACUUAAAACUCACCUACUGCAAAAUAAAUGUCUACACAGAAACUUGCAUCAAAAUUUUAAAAACGUGAAUUCAAAUGAGUUUAGCUCCAGUUUGUGUGUAGCCAAUCUGAGAGAUGAUCCCAUAUGUGGUUAGUUGUAUACCCACAUAACCACAACACCCACCUCCACAAAACUGCCCAUCUUUUAUGGGUUUUUUAAACAAAACUUUUAAAAUCCAGCAGAAUAUUUCAAAACCAAAUACAGGGUGGGGGAGACUUCCCCAUUCAUUCAUCAGUCCAAGGCUUCCUGUAAUUUGUUGGAUAUGUAUGUGUGUAUGUGAAUUAAUACCUGCCUGUUGUCUUUGCUUUGUUUUGCAUCUUUCCUUCACCUUGCGCAUGCAGGGUUCUCUUAUUUCAUGGUAACUUCAAAAACAAGCAGGCCUUGGAGAGGUGGGAGAUCUAUAUUGGGAGAAUAACAAGGAGACUUGUGUUUAAAAAGAGAUGAUUUUAAAAAGGAAUUAAUUUAUGAGGCUUCAAGGUAAGAGGAACUAUUUUACAGAGUAGAUGCAUGCCAGCCAGUCACUUUUUUUUUAGGUUGCUUGGUUACUCUUGGCGUGUAUGUGAUGGCGUUCUUGUUUCGUGGUAAUAAAGUUCAGAAAUAUUUGAAAAGUUUAAGUGGGAGAAAAAAGGGAACUUUAAUAGGAAACUCUUGACAUGUUUUAGCCAAGAAAUGAUCACUGGUUAGAGUUUUUUUUUUUUCCCUCCUGAUGUCUGUUGUUUGGUGUUCCUGGAUUUUUCCAUAAGUGGUUUUCGCCUUCCUCUGAAGCAUUGGCCAGAGGAUUGCAUGGGGGCUCGGUGACCCUUCUUCCUGGAAUUAUAAAGACGGGAGAGGGGCAGUGGGCUUUGGAGGAACGCGUAUCGUAGAUCAUCUCUCAGUAGGAAAGACGUGCAAUCCAGUCAGGGGAAGUAGCUUGACUCCAUUUGUCACUACCCUCCUGGGUGGGUCACCUGUGGGGAUUGAACCCUGAACCUCUGGAUCUAAAAGCAUGAGUCUCUAUUGCUUGAGCUUAAAGAACAGGCAGUAGCAGUCUCAUAAAUCUUUGUGUGGUCCAGCCACUAGAGGCUGACAAAACCCCACGCUGGUAUGAAUGUGGGUUAUGCUCACCUUCCAUCUCCCAUUUAUUUUUUCCUCCCUCCCUACUGGAAGAUAAAAGGGAGGUCCCAUCCAUGCCUUUCAGAGAGGGCGUAGGGUUGGGGGGAGUAUUCAAAAGCAUUCCCCCAAAACCAGGGGAACAGUCUGUGUCUGUGCCAUGUUUAUUCUCUUGUUGUGUUUUUAGAGGAGAUUUUAUGAUGGAAAGUGAAAAAAGUGAAAUGAAUAGUUUUUCAAAAAAAAAAAGAAAAGAAAAGAAAAAAGAAAAGUUUUUAAAAAAUGAAAUUUCUAUAGGGGGAGAGAGAGAGUUUAAAAAUGAAUAAUAAAUGCAGUGAUUGCACAAACUGUAGUGGUAUUAGAUGGUCCUUUAGAGAAGAGAGUAUUUUGUAGUGUUGAAGUGUGUGUCUGGGAUGGUAUCUGGCUCACUUGAACUGGAGGAAGGUGUCCUUGGGGUAACCAGCAAUUUUUGAUUUGAAGAGGCAAGUCCUGUUUUGGAGAAAACCCAUGUAAUUUACCCUUCUCUUCCCCACUUCCCCAAGUGUUGGCAUGAGUUCCAUCCAACAGCACUACCAUUUCCCUUCCCUGCCCCCUCUCCAGAAAUUAGACGGAGGCUCUGUAUUUUUCUCCCUUUCCCAGGUACAGUGGUGCCAAAGUUGUUGCAGAAUGGUAAAUCCUGACCUGAGGGGGUCUGGGCCAGGCUGGUAAAUUGGAAAUGGCAUGUGAGUGGAGCUACUGAGAUCUUGGAUUGGCUUGCAUCUUUCUUGCUAGAUAACCACCCCAAGAGCAGAAUAAACGCUCACUCAGAACAAGGCAAAGCUCCCUUCCUUGUCUUAUCAGCUCACUGAUUUCAGUGCUUAGUGGAAAUGGCAUUUUAAAUACAGAAUUUGCCACAGCAGAACCCAAUGUAGCCCAGUCCAGUUUGGUGUCCCACCUCUGGCAAUGGCCACUACCAGAUCUUCAGAGGAAGGCAGAAACCCCUACGUGUACCUGAAGUUUUGGACAAGUGGGGAUCACCCUCUCCUUGGGAAGGCUGGGGUGCAUCGAGUGCAUGUAGGGGUGAGAGCCAGGAUGGGGUUGGUGGGUUUUUACUAGCGCAGGAUUGUAGUCUCCUGGACUGAGGGAUGUGUGAAUGUCCCAUAGUGGUGGAGGGAGCUUUCCCAGCCAAGGCUGCACUGUGUUUCUUUGCUGCAUAUUGUUCAUCUGCCACGUUGGGGUGACUGUAGGAAAGAGGAUGGGAACCAGGCGUUGGUGUUUGAAUGUAAUAAGUUACUAGAUAUGGGACUCUAAGAUUUCUGGCUUGUCAGGGUCUCCUCUGUGCAUUUUGGGUAAAAAACAAAACUGUAUCUUCCCUUCUCUGGGCUGUUCUUGGGAACUCAUUUUCUCCACUCUUCACCCCUGAGCUCUGCCAGUGCUCCUCUGUCCUGACCUACAGCUUCAGUCCUGAGCUGAGCAUACAUACUGAUCUCCCACCUUUGCUCAGCACUCCGUUCUGGUCUCACUGAAGCUAGCAUAUGGGCAUGGAGCUGACAAGGAUACAAAGCCUUUGCAGGGAUGGGAGGAUGUAUGUAGGCCCAGUGGGGAGUUCUGUCUUCUAAUCUUAGGUGAGCCACUUACUUGCUGUGUCUUUUCAGGGGAUGGGGGAGUGUCUCCGCAUCUCCUGUACUUCAGUCACCCCUCUCCUGCCACCCCUGCUGGGAUGGAGGUAAGGUACCCUCCCUCCUUUACCAAAUGGGUGCUGUCUGAGCUGAGUCUUCCUGGGUCAUUAAAUCCCUUUCCUCGCCUCUGCUGUUAAAGGAAGUUUCAGGCGCUUUGCAAUAUUCCCAACAGUCAAUCUAACUUCCUUCAUGGACCUGACAGUACUGGGGAUGGAGAGUCGGAACUCCCUGUGGAUAUCCAAGCUAAAGCACAGGUUGGGGUGGGGGAGCAGCAGUGCUGGCAGGUAGUCAUUUCCCCCACAGUCCCGCCCUCUACACCACGUCAACAGUGCUGUCUGUGGAUGUGGGAUGAGAAAGUAGCGUAACCAACUGGGGUGGCCCUUCUCGCCAGCGGGUGUGGGAUUCCAGUUCCAUAGCCAGGGUUUGAGCAGGGAGGCGCAACAAACCAAGAAUGGGUGUCUGGCUAAGUGCUCCGUGUCCCUUUGGAGGAGUGCUUGUCCGUCUCCCACCCCUGCACCUCUAACUGAGGCCUUGCACUGUUUGGCCUGAUGUAUCCUUUUCUCCAGUGUUGCUUGCUUUGCUGCUUUUUGGAUUGCCCAAUAUCAUGCAAGAGCUGGGAUCUUAUUUACUUUUUAUAUGAAUAUAGAUAUAGAUAUAUAUAGAUAUAUAUAGAUAUAUAUAUAAAAGAACCCCCCACGUAAUCCGUCCCAAUCCCUGUGUCAAACACAUAAUAGUUCAGAGGGUUGCUCUUGGGGCUGGGAGCUAGGCAUUCCUGGGUUCUUCUGAUUUCCUGUGACCUUGUUCAAGUUGCUUCACUGCCCUUUGCCUCCAUUCCCCUGUCUGUACCAUGGGGGCAAUGCCCUGUAGAGGAUGCUGGGAGGCUAAAAUUUAGUAAUGUGCAUACAGAGCUAUAGAAGGGCUGAGCAUUGCUUCAGAACCCACUCAUUCCUUCCCAGAUAUUUUAUAAAUCCAUUGCAUUGUCACUCUGGCUUUGAAUGAGGGAGCGUUUUGGCCCUCCUCCAAAAGUGCAGUGUGUACAUUUCUGAGGAGCAGAAUCUCUCAUCUCCUCUUCCCCCACCCUUAUUUUUCCAUUUGCUGCUUAACCUCCCCACGUCAGUUAUCCAGCAUCAGAUCUGGGCGUCCCUACUGCUCCUAGUCAUCUCCUCCCCCACAGUGAGGCAAUUGUGUUGACACUGUGUGGUCCUGUAUUCUCAUUAAAACGUGCUAUUCACUUCCAAGGUUGAGAUAGUCCUCACUGGUUUACAAGAAGUGGAGACCAGGAAGUCCCUUCUCUUCUUUGAUUGGAUUAGAUUGGAUUGGAUUGGGGAUUGGUCCUGCUUUGAGCAGGGGGUUGGACUAGAUGACCUCCUGAGGUCUCUUCCAACCCUGAUAUUCUAUGAUUCUCCUCCCCUCUCUCUCCCCCGCGCCCCAAAAAGCAUCUCAGUCAGGUAACAAAGGAAGAUACCAGUUUUUCCAGGGUUGUACCUCUAGCAGUUCUUCUGUCCUUCCCACCUUCUGCUGCCUAGCACAGGAUGAAACCCUACAGGACCAUCCAGAGUUCUGUCUUCGAUGCAGAACUGCAUCCAAGACCUGCUUUCCACCCUAACAGGACACAUCAAUCCCUUAGGGAUGUUCCACUCUUGUCCCUCAAGAGGGUGCUGUCUGGGGUCUUCUGCAGAGACAGCAUGUUCAGUCUGGGGGGUGGAGUGCCCCACUUCUGCACUCUCUGGCCAAUCUAAGACUGGUAUAGGGAAGAGGGUAUUGAGAUAUGGCUGCAACUGGGGAAAUAGUGUGGCAGAGGAAAGAAACAGGGUGAUUACCCCAAAGGAGAACAUCAGUAAGAGAAAUCAGAGUAAUGUGAUCUUAAAUAUUGGCAGUGGUGGGUGAUUCAAGAGAGAUUAAUCUGAUGGGGGGUAAUGGCAGGUUAAGUAGUUUAAACAUUAAUCCCUGUAUUAGCUAACACCCCAUGAUUCCCCAAUUCAGCAAAGCAUCGAAGCACAUGCUUAAAUCCAUCCCUGUUCAGCAAAGCACUUAAAGCAUGCACGAAACUUCUAAGCGGGUGGUUAUGGAUCUAAGUACUUUACUGGAUUGGGGCCUCAAACAGGAAACGUGUCUUUUUAAAUCCAAGUAAAUUUUCCCCAUUAUUGCAGUUUUCUUCUUUGCACUUCCGCUAGGAUGGUGAAAUUAACUUGGUCAGUAUCACUUCCUGGUUCCCCAGGAGUAGCCUUGACUCUUCCAGUGUAGCAGGGACAGGUGGGUUUCCUUGUUGUGGGGGGAGGAAACUUCAUUCAAGUUCUGAGAAUAAAUAAAUCUACCAUCAUAUUUUUUUAAAAUCUAAAUUUUGGAGCUAAACUACUUGCCAUGCCCCCCCUUCUCCUCUUAACAGUAGGGGAUUCUUUUUUUUCUUUUCUUUUCUUUUUUUUUUUUUUUUUUAAAUUUUGGGUGGAAAAUUGCAAGGGGGGGUGGGAAUCAGGGCUUGCACAUCUGCCUCUUCCCUCCACCUCCCCAGGUGCCAAACUGAGGCCCAGAUCCUGCAGACUUAUGCAAGUACUUAACUUUAAGCAGGCGAGUAGUUCCACUGAUGUCUAGAGGUACUUGCUUCAAGCUAAGCAUGUGCAUAAGUCUUUGCAGGAUCAGGGCCUUACUCUUUAUCCCAGAGAGAGAUUUUGAUUUAAUUUCUAUAAUGGUGAUGGUCCUGAUGCAACCCAUAUACCCCCCUCCAUACCUACCCCACACUUGGCAUACAGGGUAUGGUUACCCUUUAACCUGGUUGUGUGAUUCCCAGCUCAAGGAGACAUUCACACUAUUUCUUAUUGAGCUAAUGCACUAAAAAUAGAGUGUAACUGUGGCAGUGCAAACUUCAGGACUGGCUAGCUACUCUAGGGUCUUAGACGGGCAUGUACUCGGGGCAACUAGCCUGUCCUGUGGCUUGUGCCACCAUGGCUUCACUCUAUUUUUAGUAUGCAAGCUCUGAGAGCUGGCACAAGUAUGUCUCUUCAAGCUGGGAAUCACACACCCGGAGCCAACUGGAGACCUACCCAGAGAGGGGAGGUGGUGACUUUUUUUAAUUUAAAAUAAACCUAAAUAUCUUGUAACUUUUUUUUAUUUUGAAAAAUGCAUUUAAUUAAAGAAUCAUGCACGAAUGAAUUGUAUAUCUAUAUAUUUUUUUGUCUUGUAAUUUUCAUUUUUAAAUAUAGUGUUUGCGUUUGUUUAUUUUAAUCCAGUUCCCAGCUGGCUAAACUCUGUCUAGAGUGGAUGGAUGGGACGCAGGGUGGGGCGAUAGGAUCCCCCUCCCAUUGGCGUUUCCAACGGAAAAAUGGCUUGCUCUGGGUUUGGGGGCAGUUUGUGCUAAUUACUCUCGUAUUCUUGUACAUUUUGUUCUUUCUGCUGCUCUUGAGUAUUGUAUCGAUGCCAGAAAUGGGGAGUUAAAGAAAAAUAUUAACCCCAAUAAAUUGUUACAUUCCAAA